Carassius carassius (crucian carp) is the source of this 1725-nucleotide messenger RNA. RefSeq names its product heparan sulfate 2-O-sulfotransferase 1-like. Bases 293 to 1357 code for a protein of 354 amino acids. Lineage: Eukaryota; Metazoa; Chordata; Actinopteri; Cypriniformes; Cyprinidae. Gene Ontology annotation, cellular component: membrane. The transcript is spliced from 7 exons. Gene Ontology annotation, molecular function: heparan sulfate 2-sulfotransferase activity. The record is from RefSeq and is a predicted model, not a curated record.
ACAGAGCGACAGCUGAUCCACGAAUGCGCAUGCGCACUGACACAACGUGCCUACACUUCCUAGCAUUGAACAACAACUGAACAUCCACUCCAGCUGCUUCUCAAGUGAAGGAUAGUCUGAGCUGUUCGGAUUCAAUAAGCAUACAGCAUUUUGUGCGGAACUGUUUUUGUUGAGGUGUGUGUUUAUAUUGGACUCUGGGAAUCAUGAAAUAGCAGCCCUGCCCGUUUCAUCCAUAAACUGAGUGUCAUAAAGUUCUCUAUCACGGCAUGUCCUCUCUGUGCUGGACUUUUUGAUGGGGUUUUUAAGGUUAAAGAUGCCGCCGAAGUUUCAGCUCCUGGGUCUGUUGGCCUUCGCCAUUGCGAUGAUCUUUUUGGAAAACCAAAUUCAGAAGCUCGAGGAGUCGCGGGGGAAGCUGGAACGAGUCAUUGCCAGACAUGAGGUACGAGAGAUUGAGCAACGGCACAUUCAAGAGGGGGCGAAGGUGGCCCUGGUCGAGGAAGAUGAUCUGGUGGUCAUCUACAACCGAGUGCCCAAAACAGCCAGUACCUCCUUCACCAACAUCGCCUACGACCUGUGUAACAAGAACCACUACCAUGUGCUGCACAUCAAUACCACCAAAAACAAUCCCGUCAUGUCUCUUCAGGAUCAGGUACGGUUUGUAAAGAAUGUGACGUUAUGGAAGGAGAUGAAGCCUGCGUUCUACCAUGGACAUGUUUCCUUUCUGGACUUCACCAAAUUUGGAGUGAAGAAAAAGCCUAUUUACAUAAAUGUUAUCCGGGACCCUAUUGAGCGUUUGGUGUCUUACUACUAUUUCCUGCGCUUUGGUGAUGACUACAGACCAGGCCUGCGACGCAGAAAGCAAGGGGACAAAAAGACGUUUGAUGAUUGUGUAGCUGCUGGAGGAUCUGACUGUGCUCCAGAGAAACUGUGGCUUCAGAUUCCCUUCUUCUGUGGUCAUUACUUUGAGUGCUGGAACAUUGGCAGCAAAUGGGCUUUGGAGCAAGCCAAAUACAACCUGGUGAAUGAAUACAUGUUAGUCGGAGUGACGGAGGAGCUGGAAGACUUUGUUAUGAUGUUGGAGGCAGCCCUCCCUCGCUUUUUUAAGGGAGCCACAGAGCUCUUUCGGACAGGGAAGAAAUCGCACCUAAGGAAAACGAGUGAGAAGAAGCCGCCCACAAAAGAGUCUAUAGCCAGACUGCAGCAGUCAGACAUCUGGAAAAUGGAGAAUGAGUUUUAUGAGUUUGCACUAGAGCAGUUCCAGUACGUUCGGGCUCACGCGGUGAGAGAAAAAGAUGGAGAACUGUACCUACUGGCACAGAACUUUUUCUAUGAGAAAAUCUACCCAAAGACUAGCUGAGGCUCAGCGGAGCUUCAUAACGCUGUGGUCAGAAACACUGGAAGCAGGACGCAAUACGUUCUGCCUGACUGCUCUCCAUCUGGAAGAGUGCAUUUAGAGCAACUGAAACUAGUCCGUGCCACAGGGAAGAGUCUUGGGGCCAAAUAGCUGUCAAGAGCUUUAUCCCCCAAUACAUAUAGUCUCAAAGAAGGCUUAAAAGCUCUCUAAUGAGCUUUACAAGUGACUGAGGUCUUGUUCGUGUCGUUAUUCAAGACAACCAUCACCUUUCUGCCAUAGGGAUUUCAUACAGAUGCUGCCACAUUUCAGAAUGUUUUGUUGUUGUACUAAUUUAAUGCUUUAAUGUUUUUUUUUUUUUGACUGAUUGAUGC